Molecule: messenger RNA, 3018 nt
Organism: Leptosomus discolor (cuckoo roller)
Lineage: Eukaryota; Metazoa; Chordata; Aves; Leptosomiformes; Leptosomidae
Source: RefSeq, a predicted model, not a curated record
AUGGCCAACAAGAAAGAGCCUCCUUUUUUCAAUGAAGAUAAUAUGGGACCGUUUCACUACAAGCUUCCUUUUUAUGAAACUAUGGAGCUCUUUAUUGAAACACUCACAGGAACAUGCUUUGAACUGCGAGUUUCUCCCUUUGAAACGGUUAUUUCUGUGAAAGCUAAAAUUCAAAGACUGGAAGGUAUUCCGGUCUCUCAGCAGCACUUAAUUUGGAAUAAUACGGAACUGAAGGAUGACUAUUGUUUGAAUGAUUAUAACAUUUCAGAAGGCAGCACUCUGAAGUUAGUUCUGGCUAUGCGAGGUGGACCUAUUAACACUAGAAGAGUUCCUGUGGAAGACCCUAUCAGGGAAAUGGCUGAAUACAUGGAUCCCACUAGAGAUGAGAUCUGGGAGAAAGGGCCAUCCAACAAACAAGUUACCUUCUUAGUAUAUAGAGAAGGAGAUCAGUUGAAUUUCUUCCGUGUGGUAGACAGGGGAGAUGGCACUUUAACGCCAUUAUCUGAAUCUUUGAGAAUCAAAGUACUGUUGUUAUCAGAAGAGCAAAUCAACUACGGAUAUGACUUUCUAGUUGUGAGACUAUUCUACAUUGAAAACAUAAUUAUAAUUACUUCAUUAGAAGGUGAACACAAACUUUCUUUUAUUUUCAGCAGUGGUUCAGUUUAUAAUUUAUAUGCUGAUGAUGAAGAUGAGACAGAGGCAUCACCUUCUGGCCAACAGAUUAUUGAGAAUUCAAUUACUAUGAAUAAAAUGAAACUGCUCAAGGCAAAGAUGGAGAACAUGAAUCUGAGUAAAAAGCCUAAGAAAACUGUCAAGGUGAAGCCUCGUCCUCCAAUGGCUCCUCGACCAUCUAGUGGCUCGGUGGCUGCUGCUCGUCACCGUUUUUUAAGAGUGCUCCCACAUAUUGGCCAGUCUUGCCUACCUCCUCCUGGGAAUUCAUAUCACUCAGAGUCUUCCCAAAAUGCACUUUCAGCGUUGGCUACUUUGGCCACUGCUGGUAGAACAAUGCCAUCCACAACUAAUGACUUUCUUAAGGAAGAUGACACUUGGCAGAGCAACUCUUGGUCUCAGCCAGUUAGUAGCAUCAGGUUACCACCAAAAAUAUCUCGUGUUGAACUAGAAAAUGCAAAACUACCUACAAAUAGUAUUCUGACUCCUGUUUCAUCUCUGCCUGAAAAUUCAGAAAAAGCACCUGAAAAUGUGACCUCAAGAAGUGAAGAGGAUGCUGUUUUGUUUCCGAAUCUAUCAAAUGUAGAGCUAUAUGGAACAGAAGAAAAACUUUUACCUGAAACAGAUGCUUUUGCUUUGUUAACAGAAGCAAGCACCACUGAACAGUGUAGUGAGAUACAAGACAUAGGAAAGGUGAACCCAGAACUUGAACUGUCUGAUGGAGAUGAAGAAUCUAAGGUUGUAGAGCAGCAUAGAAAACCUAUUAGCAAAGUGCUGAGCACUGCAGCAAUGGGGGCUGGUCUUCUCAGUACUCGUGAAUUAAGUCCUCAGAAAAAUCUGCUUUUGUCACCUCUUCGGUAUUCAGCGCAAGUGGCACGUCACAGUUCUCUUAAACCACAGGCACAACCCAAAUGUGUUGAGGCUGGUAACUUGAGAUCUACAGCCUCCCCAAAUGUGCUUCGAUCCUUGGAAGUCCGUAGUAUAGGAGAUUCCUCUUUUUCUAGGACUACUAGAUUUCGUAGUGUGAAAGUAGAGUCACUUGGCAAAAGACCUGAUGUAAUCUCUAAAGCAGAGGCUAGGGACAUCACAGAUGUGGCUAACAAGGCAUCCAAAGAACCUGUUAGUUCUGUAAAUAACUUCGGAUUUCUGGCUUCGCUGGCCCGAAGCACAAACAGGGAAGGUUUACAGAGUUCCUGUGGGACAGGCCAGUUUCGGACUUCUGGUAUUGCACUACCUACAAACCUGCGCCAUUUUCAGGAAGAAAGCUUUAGGGAAACUGCUCUUCCAAAUGAAGCUGCUGAAUAUAUUCUAUCUGCACAUGGGCUUGGAAUGAAUGGAAGUAUGGCAGCUGUAGGGNUGAAAGCAGGUGAAGCAACCCAUCUUCCACCUGUGAAUGGCUCAAUUCAAGCAAAAAAGAAAAUUACAAAGCAUUGCUUUCUUUGUGGCAAGAAAACGGGAUUGGCAACCAGCUAUGAGUGCAGAUGUGGAAACAACUUCUGUGCAACGCACCGCUAUGCAGAGACUCACACCUGCACCUACGACUAUAAGAGUGCAGGGCGAAGGUAUUUGCAGGAGACCAAUCCCGUCGUUAGUGCACCAAAGCUUCCCAAAAUCUAACAUGGUUGUGCUGCAUGUGGCUGUUCUGCCAUUUGAAGAAUUGUAUUACACUGAGAGAAGCACUUGCUUAAACUGCAUAGUUUUGCCAUGCUCCAUAUUUAAAGAUUUGCCAAGUAAUAAAAGCACAUGAGGAUGCAUCCUAUUGAAGAGUAAUGUGAACACUACUGCGGUUAAAACUUUUCUUCUUCAGUGAAUGAAAAGUUUAAGAUUAGUUUUUAAAAACUUACACUAUGAUUUAACUGUUACUGCACGUCUUGUGUUGUGUUUUAUAUUUGGAAAAGCUAUUUCACUAGACAAGUCUUUAAAAGAUGCACUUUACUAACUUUAUUUACUGUAUAACCAGACUUGAGGGGGUGUUGUAAUGGGAUGUCAUGUAAUGUCUUCUGUACUCUUGUGUUUUUUUGUCCAUUGCGUGAUAACUUCUAAGUUAUUUCACUGGAAAGACCCUCUUCCCUCCCCUUUCUUCAAACAGCCUAUUUUGAGAUUUUUUAAGGAGAUAGUGUGUUCUGCCCCUCUGUUCCAUUCAGGUUGGUAUUCAUACCCUGUGUAUCCAUUCUGAAAAUUAUGUAUCAUGUUAAUCACAUUUUCUUAAAAUAAUACUGUUUAUAUGGCAAGUUUCUUUUUAAACAGGAAAUUCCCCCUUUGUUGCCAUUAAAUAUAAGGAACAACUUAUUUUAAGUUUUUUUUGUAAUCCUAGAUUUUUUUAAGACUUCACAACUUGGUUUGUUAAGA